UGCGAUCGACACGCGUACGAGAACGAGCCUCUGAAGGUUGAAGUCGGCGUAGGAAGGCUGAGCUUUGUUUCGGCCCCACUUGAUUUCCCGACUUCUGGCGAACAGAGAAGACCGAGACGAGACGAACUCAAUUCUCUCCUGUAUCUUCCUCUCCAGUUUUCUCUCUCUCACAGUUGUUCGUUUAUAUAUAUAUAUAUGUUGUUUCCUUCUCUCGAAAAAGUCUCUCAAUGUAUUUCACGUGCUUACCCUAAUUGGAAUUCGCCGCCUUCAUCUUUUUCCGGGAAGAACAACGUAGACGGACUCUACUCUAUAGCUUGUUGAUUUCGCUCUCUUAAGAGUUCCGUCUGUUAGCGAGCGAGCGAGGUAACAGGUCAAACAAAAAUGAUACUCGAGGUGUGAAAAGUAUUUUGACAGCAUGUUAGGAGUUCGAAUUCGUCUUCUAGCUCUGUCAUAGAACAUUGGAGACUGAAAUUUCGGUGAGAAGUUUUUAAUUCACUACCUUUGCUUUAUUGUUAUUCACUACCGAAGAAAUUUUAUGUUAUCAGAAUUCUAAUUUCGUGGUACCAAGACCUGACUGAAAUAAGUGUAGUCUAAAUAGGUGUUGGAUUAGUAAGACUUUACUUAUGGAAGAAGAUACUAAGCAUUCUAUUGGGUUGUCUUCUGGACUGGCUGUGAUUUUGAAUAGUGAGAAUAGGAAGAUGAAUGCUCAGAAUAACCGUCUUAUUUCUUGCUGUGAUGAUUUUGGAGACCAGUCAUUGGAGCGUACUAUUGAGCAUAUAUUUGAUAUUCCUUAUAAGACAGUUAAUUCUGUAACAAGUCCAAUUGAUGCUGGUACAGUUGUUGUAUCCAUUAUAAAUGAUCAUUUUUGGAAGUAUCAUGUAAAUUCAAACCGCUCUGCUGUAAAUGGAGACGGUGUUUCUAUUGCCUUCGAUGGUUGUGGAUCUCAUACUGUUGCAAUCCAAGAAACAAGCGUCUGUGGUGAUAUUCAAAUUAUCAAAUCUCCUUUGCUUUUGGAAAGCAUGGAAAUGUUUAGUAGUGUCAGGGCAAAUGCUUGUAUGUGGAAAGGAAAAUGGAUGUAUGAAGUAACUCUUGAAACUGCUGGUAUACAACAGCUUGGUUGGACAACUCUUUCUUGCAAUUUCACUGAUCAUACGGGUGUGGGAGAUACUGAUGACUCCUAUGCGUUUGAUGGGAAAAGAGUCAAUAAGUGGAAUAAAAAUGCGGAGCCUUAUGGACAGUUAUGGGUUGUUGGAGACGUAAUUGGCUGUUGCAUAGAUUUGGAUCAUGACCAGAUUGCAUUUUAUCGUAAUGGUGCAUCACUUGGGAUAGCUUUUCAUGAUAUCCGCAAGAUGGUGCCUGGUUUAGGGUACUAUCCUGCAAUUUCUCUUUCUCAAGGUGAACGAUCUGAGUUAAAUUUUGGGCUCCAUCCUUUUAGAUACCCUAUUGAAGGUUUUCUUCCUAUUCAACCUCCCCCACCUUGUAGUUCUGUUGUUAUUCAUUUAUUGAAUUGUUUAUCAAGGCUAUUAGACAUUGGUCGCAUGCAGAGGGGGGAGUUCAACCCUGUUGAGAAAUUGAGAAGUUUGAAGAGAUUUUUCCCAUUUGAAGAACUUUUUGAUUCUGUUGCCCGUGGGAUUUGUGAAGAACUCUUCACUGCAAUUGAACUAGAUGCAGGUGGUAUAGAGUAUGUGGUAUGGGGUCCGCUAUCAUCAUUCAUUUUGAAAACUUUUGGGACAAAUCCACCACAUGACUAUCGGAGUUUGGAUAGAAUACUGAAUGUUUUUCUAGAAUUUAGAGGAUCAAUGGUGAUCUUUGAGCAUCUUAUAGACGCUCUUUCGUAUUUCUGCAAAACUGCUUCAAUGAUUAUGAAGGAAUGCCCAUACACAGGAUCAUAUCCUUACUUGGCUUUGGCAUGUCAUAUACUAAAAAGGAAAGAGUUGUUGGUAAUUUGGUGGAAAUCAAAAUAUUUCGAGUUCAUGUUUGAAGGUCUUUUGUCCAGGAAGAGCCCAAACAAACAGGACCUCCGGUGUUUAAUGCCUUCUGUCUGGUGGCCUGGUUCAUCUGAGGACAUGUCCAAUGAAAAAUUCAUGGGACUUUCUAUUACGGCCUUGUCUGAAGCAGUUAGCAAGAUUGAAGACAAGCAUAGGGAUCUUUGUCGCUUAGUGAUGCAGUUUAUACCACCUUCAUCACCUCUACAGUUACCUGGUUCAGUGUUCAGGACGCUUUUGCAAAACCUUUUACUUAAAAACCGUGGAGCUGAUCGCAACUCACCGCCACCUGGUGUUUCUAGCAACUCUGUUCUCGUGUCUUUAUUUUCUGUCGUACUGCACUUUUUGUCAGAAGGAUUUGCAACAGGGGAACUGAAGGGUUGCAUGAAUAAUUCAAGGUCAGAUAUUGGUUUUCUCCAUCGUGGUGGUCAACAAAGCUUUCCCAUGAGUCUGUUUCUAGAAAAUGAUCCACAACGAGUUGAUAUCCCUAGACUUGGAGGAUCCUAUAGUAAUUUAGCAAAAUUGUUUCCUUUAAAUGUUGAUCUGGAAACAGAGAUGAUUCAGUGGGAGGAAGGAUGUGCGGAUGAAGAGGAAUCUCGAGUAACACAUUUAAGUACACAGAAGCCUUGUUGUUGUUUGGUGUAUGAUGAUGAAUUCUCAAAAAGUAUUCAAAGUCCAGUUAGGGUUAUUACUAAAGCUGCUCAAGGCCAUUGUGGUGUUAUUGCAGAAAGAUCUCCUCAUGUUGCUGCAGAAUGCAGUACUGGAAGUUUGAAUGAUGAGAUGGUUGAUAAACCAAGCUCCAGUGAUCAGCACGAAUCCGAGUAUAGUUAUUUACCCAUGCAGCCAAUGAGGAUGAUAACAACAGAGUGCAAUGUAUCUUCUGUAAUGCUCAGGGAAGAGGAACUUCUUGAUUCUAUGCUCCUUUUAUAUCAUUUAGGUCUUGCUCCAAACUUUAAGCAGGCAUCAUACUAUAUGUCCCUUCAGUCUCAAACAAUCUCUGUCCUGGAGGAAACUGAUAAACAAAUAAAAGACCGAGCUUGUGGGGAGCAAUUAAAACGCUUAAAGGAAGCUCGUAGUGUUUAUCGAGAAGAAAUUAUGGAUUGUGUCAGAAACACUGCAUGGUAUAGAAUAUCUCUGCUGUCAACGGGGAAGCAAAGAGGGAUGUAUGCAGUGUGCAUGUGGAUUGUUCAAUUACUUCUGACCCUUAGCAAUUCCGAUCCUCUGUUUGUUUACAUUCCAGAAUAUUACCUGGAAACAAUGGUUGAUUGUUUUCAUGUGUUGCGCAAGAGUGAUCCUCCAUUUGCCCCUGCUGCUCUAUUCAUCAACCAAGGGCUUACAUCUUUUGUCACUUUUGUUGUUACACACUUCGAUGAUUCUCGGAUAUCAAGUGCAGAACUGAAGGAUCUGCUUCUGCAAUCUAUUUCCUCUUUGGUACAAUACAAGGAGUUUUUGGCUGCUUUUGAGAACAAUGAAGCAGCUAUUAUGAGGAUGCCUAAAGCAUUGUUAUCAGCAUUUGAUAAUAGAUCCUGGAUUCCUGUGACAACUAUACUACUGCGGUUGUGCAAGGGUUCUGGCUCUUCCAAACUGGGAGAAUCCUCCUCCUCCUCCUCUCCUAUGUUUCAGAGAUUGGUACGGAAGGCUUGUAUGGAAGAUGAAGAGUUAUUCUUGAUUUUUAUCAACCGCCUAUUUAACAUGCUUAGCUGGACAAUGACUGAGUUCUCAGUUUUAAUAAGAGAACUGCUGGAGAAAUGCAAGGUUUUGGAGUUCCAGCAGAGGAAAUGCAGCGUCAUCUUUGACCUCUCGUGCAAUCUAGCUAGGCUACUUGAGUUAUUCACUCGGGAGAUCCCUCAAGCAUUUCUGUCAGGAGCAGAUACAAAUCUACGGAGACUCACAGAGUUGAUUAUCUUUAUUCUGAAUUACGUAGCUUCAGAAAAAGACCCUGAAGUGUUUGAACUGUCAGUGAGGCGACAUAGUCAAACGCAGGAGAAAAUUAAUAGAGGCAUGAUUCUAGCUCCUCUAGUUGGUAUCAUUGUCAAUCUGUUGGAUUCCAAUGUAGAAGAGACAGCAGAUUGUAAUGAGAAGAAUGAUAUAGUUAGUGUAUUUGCAAGCAUGGAUUGCCUUGAUACUGUUAUAUGUGGAUUCCAGUAUCUCCUAGAGUACAAUUGGGCGGGAUCCUUAAGGGGCGAUGUCUCCCCUUACAAACUGAGGCAACUAGAGCAACUAUCAGUCCUUCUUAUAAGUCGGGCAGAAUCAAUAGCCAUUGAGAGAAGAAGAUCAAUUGAGGAAGAUAAUACGACAGAUCUGACUUGUUGCAUAUGUUACACGAGCGAUGCAGAUGCAAGGUUCGUACCCUGUUCCCAUAUAUCUUGUUAUGGCUGCAUUUCUAGGCAUCUCCUUAACUGCCAGAGAUGCUUCUUUUGCAAUGCAACUGUCCUAGAUGUCGUGGUCAAUUAUUAUAACAAAUAGAAAACACAAAUAUCCAAAUGUAUCAUAAUAGUAAUAAUAUACAAUCAUGGGUGGGUAGGUGUAAGCUUAAAAGCUAUAUAUAUAUAAUAAUAAUAAUAGUGUCUUUAUUGGGAUUAUUGAAGACAUGCUCAGUUCAGACUAAUGUCUGUUUUGGCUGUAGAAUUUUUUUGUACUAGGUGAAGCUGAGGUCAUUAUUAUUUUGUAAAUAUGAGAUGUAAUAAUAUACAGGACCCAAAAAUAUCUUUCCACAUUUAUAUAUGAAUUCAUUGUAAAACAAUUUUGUAUAUGGAUUGCACAUAUGGGAUGAGAGUUUAGGCCGGUUGGGAUGAAAUUGAAAAUCGCACGAGCCAUGGUUCAACUGUCCGAUUAUUGUGAAAAAGAUGAAUUAAAUUAGCUCUCACCGAGCCCCAAUUGGACACUUGAUUCAUUUGGAAGAGCUGUUCUUCUAACCUUUUUGUAAGUGUUUCUGGAUCUAGGUCUGGAUUACAUUUUGAUACACUCUCAAUCGAAGAAAGUGGGUAAAAUGGUAUUUUUGAACUAAGUCAUUAUGUAUUUUUGAACCAAGUCAUUAUGUAUGCGAAUAGAACUGUGGAUUGACUUUUAUUUUAUUCUUCUAGGAGCCAAUCUGUUGGUAAAGCCAUUAAUGCUUCUGGUUUUCUAAUUAUGCAUUGUUUAUUUUGCCA
Impatiens glandulifera is the source of this 5134-nucleotide messenger RNA. RefSeq names its product E3 ubiquitin-protein ligase RKP. Gene Ontology annotation, biological process: ubiquitin-dependent protein catabolic process; protein ubiquitination. Gene Ontology annotation, molecular function: protein binding; ubiquitin-ubiquitin ligase activity. NCBI's taxonomy places the organism in Eukaryota, Viridiplantae, Streptophyta, Magnoliopsida, Ericales, Balsaminaceae. The coding region runs from base 624 to 4451 and encodes 1275 amino acids. The transcript has 10 exons. The record is from RefSeq and is a predicted model, not a curated record. Gene Ontology annotation, cellular component: cytoplasm; ubiquitin ligase complex.